Messenger RNA from Zygotorulaspora mrakii, 900 nucleotides. RefSeq names its product Bik1p (gene BIK1). Bases 1 to 900 code for a protein of 299 amino acids. NCBI's taxonomy places the organism in Eukaryota, Fungi, Ascomycota, Saccharomycetes, Saccharomycetales, Saccharomycetaceae. The transcript has a single exon. The record is from RefSeq and is a predicted model, not a curated record.
AUGGAAAGGUAUAAAGAGAAAAUAGGAUGUUUAGUUCACAUACCUAAUGUUGGCCGUGGAAAGUUAAAGUAUCUGGGACCUGUAGAAGGCAAACCUGGUAUUUAUGCGGGGGUUGAUCUCUUAGCUAAUAUUGGCAAAAAUAAUGGCAGCUUUGGGGAGCGACAAUAUUUCGAAAGUGAAUAUCCACACAGCGGACUAUUUGUACAAUUAGAAAAAUUGAUUCCCUUGAUUGAGUCAACUUAUGAUUCGAAAAAGGAUCCCUUGGCUAUAGAAUCAUCCCCUCAAAAUGAGAAGGAAAACGUACAAAAUAAAGAGAGGAACCUCUGGAGCAGUGAAACAACAAUUCAAAAGACAUCAACAGGGAAUAAUCAACAGUCACCAACGCUUGUAAAUAAUCUUUUGACAUCUUCUGACGGAAAGUCACCAAAACACGAUGAUUUUAAAACAACUCCAAGCUCAGGGAAGCAUGAAUCAAAAUCAAGUUUAGGUUACAGUGAUGUUGAUGGAGACGUAUGUAUGUCAGCUCUUUCUUCUAAAGAUGCGGUGCCAUACAGCGAAUACUAUUCAUCAAAGAGUUAUAGAGACCAACAGCUUCGCAUAGAGAAGCAUGAAAAGGAAAUUAUGCAGUAUAAAAAGUUAUUGAAUGAACAACGAGUACUACUCGAAGAACUGCAACCUGCAAUUGAGGAGUAUGAGAAAAAUAUGCUUCUUGUGGAAAAAGAAAACCAAGAACUACGAUAUCAAUUGAUCAAGCAACAGGAGCAACAGGAAAAACAAAAGCAAUUUUUUGAGGGUGAACAUGAACAACUACUUACUGUUGUUGAAGAAUUACAUGAACAAAUGAAGUCUAAUGAAAGAUAUUUCAAGAACAGCUCAGGAACUUGUUUGCCCAAAGAUUAA